AAUAGCCUAAAGCAAUCCUUUCAUAAUAAAUUUCUAAACGGAACAAGCGCAUGGAUUGUAAAAAGGCGGUGGUUAAAAAUGCUGAUAUGCCAGAUGAAAUGCAACAGUAUGCUGUAGAUACAGCUGCGCAAGCAAUGCAUGAAUUCAAUAUUGAAAAAGAUAUUGCAAGUAGUGUAAAGAAGGAAUUUGACAAAAAAUAUGGUCCAACAUGGCAUUGUAUUGUGGGACGAAAUUUUGGAAGCUAUGUAACACAUGAAACGAACCACUUCAUUUAUUUCUACCUUCAAAAUGUUGCCAUAUUACUGUUUAAAUCUGGAUAA
This is a messenger RNA of Trichobilharzia szidati, 320 nucleotides long. NCBI's taxonomy places the organism in Eukaryota, Metazoa, Platyhelminthes, Trematoda, Strigeidida, Schistosomatidae. The record is from the annotation of a GenBank genome assembly.